CUUGCUAGAUUGUGUCAUUGUAAAGAAAAACAUCUUCUAAGUUCUCCAUGGCUUUGGAGCAUCAGCCUGGUGACAUUUGGUUGAAACCAAGACGACAGCCACUCUGGACCUUGUCCUUAACUGACAGUACAGGAGCUAAUCUCCACUCUCAGUCUCCUGAUUCACCACCAAGACGUCCUCCUCGUUGCAUCUCCUGGGCACUUCUUCUGAUCUUGUUCUUGGAUGUGUUUCUGUUGACAACUGCUCUUGCAUUAUUGUUAUGUCUAUCCAAUGAGCAACGGACCAUGCAGAAGAAUGUCUCUGAUUCAAUAGCGGAAGUUCAAGCCAUGCUUGCAAAAUCGGAAGCAGAAAUCUUCCCUGGAUUAAGCGAGCAGCUUUUGUUACAACAAGAAAACAUUUCCUACUACAGGCAGAUCCUGGAUAAUAUGUCUGACUUCCGGACUGAAAAAGAUCUGCAAAGCGUAAUAGAAAUACUACCACGGAAACAUACCUGUCAGCAGAACAAGAAUGGAGAAGUGUCCUCCUGUCUUCCAUGCGGUGCUAAUUGGCUGGCUUUUAAAGAGAGCUGUUACUACUUUGUAUUGGAGAGAAAUGACUGGUUCAGUUCCAAAGAGUUCUGUGCAAACCACAAAGCCACACUAGUUGUUAUCAACAGUGAAGAAGAGCAGGAAUUUAUCACUGAGCAACACAGCUCUGAGUUUUUCUGGAUUGGGUUAAGUGACACUGAAGAAGAAGGAGAAUUCAAGUGGGAGGACGGAACAAACUUCACGACCACAGCAACGUUCUGGAGGUCAGAUCAACCAGAUGAUUACCUUAAUAACGAAGACUGCAUCGCACGAGAUCCUAAAGUAGGCACCUGGAAUGAUGCACAUUGUAACAAUUACAAGUAUUCCUUCAUCUGUGAAAGGACAACCCUUUCACUUGAUGAUAUAAAAAUGCAGUUAACAGCGACACAUAAUAUUUAAGGCUGAAUUAUGCUGAAAAAGUUGAAAGUUAAAAAUCACCAUCUCUCCUGCUGAUGUUGUCACUGAAAAAUAUUUCUGAUAGCAAAAUACCCGCGCUUCGCAGCGGAG
Polypterus senegalus (gray bichir) is the source of this 1073-nucleotide messenger RNA. RefSeq names its product C-type lectin domain family 4 member G-like. Lineage: Eukaryota; Metazoa; Chordata; Cladistia; Polypteriformes; Polypteridae. The record is from RefSeq and is a predicted model, not a curated record. The coding region runs from base 48 to 965 and encodes 305 amino acids. The transcript is spliced from 9 exons.